This is a messenger RNA of Cynocephalus volans (Philippine flying lemur), 444 nucleotides long. RefSeq names its product parathyroid hormone (gene PTH). Gene Ontology annotation, cellular component: extracellular region. Bases 1 to 444 code for a protein of 147 amino acids. Lineage: Eukaryota; Metazoa; Chordata; Mammalia; Dermoptera; Cynocephalidae. Gene Ontology annotation, biological process: cell-cell signaling; intracellular calcium ion homeostasis. The transcript has 3 exons. The record is from RefSeq and is a predicted model, not a curated record. Gene Ontology annotation, molecular function: parathyroid hormone receptor binding; hormone activity.
AUGGGGGUGUGUAUGUACUGCUUUGAUCCUAUAGAUAAGAGACAGAUUAUUGGGAGUGAUAUUAUCUCUAACAAUAAAAAAGCUUCUCUUGUGAAGAUGAUGUCUGCAAAAGAUAUGACUAAAGUAAUGAUUGUCAUGUUUGCAAUAUCUUUUCUUACUAAAUCGGAUGGAAAACCUAUUAAGAAGAGAUCUGUGAGUGAAAUAGAGCUUAUGCACAACCUGCGCAAACAUCUGAACUCAAUGGAGAGGUUGGAAUGGUUGCGUAAGAAGCUGCAGGAUGUGCACAAUUUUAUUCCCAUUGGAGCUCUUCUACCUGCCAGAGAAGGUGGUUCCCAGAGGCCCCGAAAAAAGGAGGACAAUAUCUUGGUUGACAGCCAUCAAAAAAGUCUUGGAGAGGCAGACAAAGCUGAUGUGAAUGUAUUAAUUAAAGCUAAAUCCCAAUGA